Molecule: messenger RNA, 1965 nt
Organism: Musa acuminata subsp. malaccensis (wild Malaysian banana)
Lineage: Eukaryota; Viridiplantae; Streptophyta; Magnoliopsida; Zingiberales; Musaceae
Product: transcription factor NIGTH1
Biological process (GO): regulation of DNA-templated transcription
Molecular function (GO): DNA binding; DNA-binding transcription factor activity
Source: RefSeq, a predicted model, not a curated record
UUUUUGAUGCAGUUGAUUUGAAUUAGUACAAGGGGAGUCCAAGGGUACCAAAACCAGGGCCAGAGCACAUGAACCCUUGGCCACCUUGAUUCCCUUCUCAUGAACCUCUACAAGCUUUUGCCUUUGUUCUUUGCAAGAAGUUACCAUGCUUUAUCUCCUGCUUUUUCUUUUCGGCUCCUCAAAUCUCACUUUAUUCUCCCCCCGCAAACUCACCCUAAAAAAGAGGGUCAUCCCUCCUGAUUCCUCUUGCGCAAACAACACCAUCAUCAUCACCAUCUCCCCCCUCAUCUUAUCUUCCUCUAGGAGAGCUGGCAUUAAUUAGCAGUGGCCCUGGACAUGGCUUCACCAGCUGAGCUUAGCCUAGACUACAAGCCCAACAGUUACACCAUGAUCCAAAAGCAGAUAGGAGAGCAGCCUGACCAGACCCAGAAGAUACAAGACUUCCUCGCCCGCCUCGAAGAAGAACGGCAUAAGAUCGAUGCCUUCAAGCGCGAGCUGCCCCUCUGCAUGCAGCUUCUUAACAAUGCGAUCGAGUGUUACAAGCAGCAGCUGGAGACAUAUCAGACAAACCAGGGGCCGAGGCCGGUGCUCGAAGAAUUCAUACCUCUUAAACACAUGAACAUGGACGGGUCCGACAAGGACCCCAGCGCGCACUCUGAGAAGGCGAGCUGGAUGGUCUCAGCUCAGCUAUGGAGCCCGCCCGUCGACGCCGCCAAGCAACAGCCGGUGCCGCCGCCGAAGGAGACAGAGCAGGCCUUCGAUGUCAGCCCCAAGCUCUCACUGGAUACCAAGCAAAGGAAUGGUGGCGCCUUCCUCCCUUUCUCCAAAGAGAAGAGCAAAGCCGCCCGCUCUGCCUCGCGCGCUCUUUCGGAGCUCGCACUCGCUUCCCCGGAGAAGGUGGUGGUCGAGGACAAGAAGUGCGUGGAGUUGGAGAACGGAGGUGUCAUCACUAGAAGAGAAAAUGGCACCGGAGGAGGGGGAGCAGAACAUGGCAAGGGAGGUAGCAGCAGCGCAACCGAGGGCCAGGCGGCCGCGCCACCGACGCAUAGGAAGGCCAGGAGAUGCUGGUCACCGGACUUGCACCGUCGCUUUGUCAAUGCUCUUCAGAUACUGGGAGGCUCCCAAGUUGCCACGCCAAAGCAGAUAAGAGAGCUGAUGAAGGUGGAUGGAUUGACCAAUGAUGAGGUGAAAAGCCACCUGCAGAAGUAUCGUCUUCAUACGAGGAGGCCGGCCCCGGCGCCGCAGGCGGCAGCGGCAGCUGCGCCGCAGUUGGUGGUGCUGGGAGGCAUCUGGGUCCCGCCCGAGUACGCCACAUCUGCUGCCGCCGCUGCGGCAGCCGGCCCUGCCAUCUACGGUGCGCACGCGGCCCCCGCGCACUACUGCGCCGCCACGCCCGUGCCGCAGGAGUUUUACCCGCCGCCCCCACCGGUGGCGCAUCACCACCACCUGCACCCUCCCCUCCACCGCGGGGCCGCGGCCUACAAGGGGAGGUCCUCCGGCUCGCCGGAGUCGGAGGUGAGGAGCGGCGGGGAGCGGUCGGAGAGCAUCGAGGAAGAGGAAGAAGGGGAGGAGAGGGAAGAAGACGAAGAGGAGGAGGAGGAGGAAGAGGGAACUCCAUCGAUGGAGGAGAAGGCGCUGUUGCCGCUGCCGGUGAAGGCAGAGGACGGGAACGGCGGCGGCAACGUGGCCCUCAAGUUCUGACCGCUUCAGCCUGUCGGAGUACGUCCUACAUCAUGUGGUAGAUAGCUUGCGGAAAGUUGAAGCAGCGGUAGGGGGACGGAGAUGGAGAGUUGGUUGUCGUGUUGUGCCACGGAAAGAGUGCGAGAGUUGGAGCGUUUUGGAAAGGAUGAAUUUGUCGUCGUCUUAGUGGGAAAGCUUGGGAAGCCGACGAGAGCCGCCUGUGAACCAACUGCUUAAUUCUGCACUUGAUAUAGUAUUGAUAUAUGAACUGAGUAAGUAACUGUG